This is a messenger RNA of Aplysia californica (California sea hare), 972 nucleotides long. Its product is annotated as tenascin-R. The record is from RefSeq and is a predicted model, not a curated record. The transcript has 3 exons. Lineage: Eukaryota; Metazoa; Mollusca; Gastropoda; Aplysiida; Aplysiidae. The coding region runs from base 167 to 535 and encodes 122 amino acids.
CAUUUAUAAUUUAUGAUUUCAGAGGCGAGUGUUCGGCAACGUAAGCUUCCAGCAGGAUUGGGCUACAUACAGACGAGGCUUUGGUGACGUCACGGGGGACUUUUGGUUAGGCUUGGACAAUAUCCAUAACCUCACGAGUCACAGCAGGCACGAACUUCGCAUCGACAUGACUUUCCAAGACACUACCUACUACGCCAGCUAUGAGUUCUUUGAGGUGCUGGAUGUGUCCACCCAUUACCAGCUUCUGGUGGGUGGCUACACUGGUACAGCGGGGGAUGGCCUCUGGUACCACAACAAAAUGCCCUUCAGCACUGAGGACCACGACAUCGACCACUGCGACUGUAACUGUGCCGAAGCAUACACAGGGGCCUGGUGGUACAAGAAGUGUCACCGCUCCAACCUCAACGGCAACUGGUCUAGCCCGGUGAGAGGACAGGGUGUGCACUGGUUCCUUCUCACCUCCAACAACGACACGCUGAGUUAUGUAGAUAUGAAGACUCGAAGAUGGAAGCAAUCGUCAACAACGUUAAUUUAAGUUGUGUAGAUAGGAAGACUGGAACAUGGAGGCAGCCUUCAAUAAAGACACAUUAAAUUAUGUAGAUCAUGAUGACUUGAAGAUGGGGGCGUCUUUCAACGAUAAGUUAAGUGAACAUGAAUUUGCAGAGGGGAUGUCCAACAUUUGAAGCAGUCUCAUGACUUUCACAAUUCAUGAAUUAUCAAGACUGGAUAUAAAAAGUUCAAUGCAGUUUGUCUUUCCUCAAGUGUCUUGAUUUCAAACAUUAUGGAGAGGCACAUCAAUACAAUUAUUGUGAUUUAGUGUUUGGAAAAAGCAAGAAAGAUAGAGAGAAACAACUGAGGGAAAGAAAAGAAAUAAAACCUACCAGUGGUGCCCUCCAAACAACUUGGCACUGAAGUGGUUACAUGACAUAAUUUAUGAGUAUACCCAAGUCUGGACGCAUGUAAAGUUCAAUG